AUGUUGAAACUAUAUUCGCUUCUUUUUUGUAUCGGCAGCAUUUCGAUGAGCUGGGAUUAUGGAACAUAUCCAUCAUUUGACGAUGAUUCCGAUCAAUAUUUUACAUCAAGAGAUCAAGAACAUGAAAUUCAUAGUCCAUUAAUUAGUGGAUAUCAAUACGUAUCGGGUGGUGCUGGUGAGGGUACUCAACAUUUAAGUCCUAGCGGAGUUAUUCCAAAUCAUCCAGAAGUUAAAACAGAUGAACAAUUGCCGUCGUAUUGUGAUCCGCCGAAUCCAUGUCCAUUAGGUUUUGAAACGAAUGAUUGUGAUUCGUCAUCAAUGCAGAAAUUUACGGCUGAAUAUAGUCGUCAUUAUCAAUCAAGUCAAGAUUGUGAGUGUGAUGAUGAUCAUAAUGAAUGUACGACAAACGGCAAUUUGCUACAUACUCUUCCAUCUAAUGAUAUAUUGAAACGAUCACGACGAGUUCGCAGAGAUAUCAAAAGAAAAGAAUAUCAACAACCACAAAAAGAUCAAAAUCAUACAAAAUACAUGAAUCCAUAUAAAAGUGGUCAACAUCUUUAUUUUCAUGUUGCAAAAAAGUCACCAAUGUAUUGA
Didymodactylos carnosus is the source of this 594-nucleotide messenger RNA. NCBI's taxonomy places the organism in Eukaryota, Metazoa, Rotifera, Eurotatoria, Philodinida, Philodinidae. The record is from the annotation of a GenBank genome assembly.